This is a messenger RNA of Trichoderma breve, 1515 nucleotides long. RefSeq names its product fungal specific transcription factor domain-containing protein. Gene Ontology annotation, biological process: DNA-templated transcription; regulation of DNA-templated transcription. The transcript has 6 exons. Gene Ontology annotation, molecular function: DNA-binding transcription factor activity, RNA polymerase II-specific; DNA binding; zinc ion binding. Gene Ontology annotation, cellular component: nucleus. Lineage: Eukaryota; Fungi; Ascomycota; Sordariomycetes; Hypocreales; Hypocreaceae. The record is from RefSeq and is a predicted model, not a curated record. Bases 1 to 1515 code for a protein of 504 amino acids.
AUGAAUCCGAUGAGUGGUGUGAAUAUCACCCAUUCGCCAUAUGCUUGCAUCGCUUGCCGGAAUUCGAAGAGGCGCUGCGACAAAACUUACCCCAGAUGUACACUUUGCACGCAGAGGCAGAUCCUGUGUGAUUACCCUUAUCGCCGUAAAGAGCGAACGCGCCAGAUGGCAAAUCCUGAGGGAGAUGAAUCGAUGCCUGUUGGAUCCAAUACGCCUUUGUUUCAUACGCCAACCGAGAGAUUAAGGCCAGGGCGCAAUGGCAUCUCGGAUCCCAACAUCUCGGAUAUUCUUGCAUCACGCUUUCUGGACCCCGACUUUUUCUAUCAUCUACAAUUAGAAACUCCCAAAGUGGAUAUAGCGAUACCAAAAAUGGUUGCUGACUAUGUUGGUACCAUAGCCGACAUUCAGAACAUCUCCAAUACCUAUUUCGAUUCCAUUCACACGUGGAUGCCAAUUUUGUCAAAGAAACAAUUCUCCUCAAAUCUGCCUAACUAUCUCACCCAUAGAAAGUCCGAGCUCUGCCUGCUUGUCAUAUGCAUGAAACUAAGCUCUUCUCUUACCACCACGGCAAAAACAGUGCUAUAUCGAACAGCAAAACAAUUUUAUUUUGAAAUGGAGUCGUCGGGAAUACUAUCGGUUACAGUUUUGCAAGCCGGUGUACUUAUUGCGAUUUACGAACUCGGGCAUGCCAUAUAUCCGGCUGCUUUUUUAUCUGUGGGACAAUGUGCUAGGUAUGCGGCGGCACUCGAGAUCGAAAAAAGUAUCACUUCGCAAAUAUUGGACAAGCUCCCAUGGAAUGAAGUAGAAGAACAACGCCGAGUGUGGUGGUCUAUUAUAAUCUUAGACCGGACAAGAUACCUCAAUCUCUGCAAUCCUGGUCGGCAUCUCAUCACUCCAGAUCCAUCACCAGAUAGCUAUCUUCCCGCUGAUGACCAAGAGUGGGACACAGGAUCAUCACGACCAGAAAGCUCCUUGACAAUCGGCUCAUCGUCGGGCUCAUAUAUGGGUCGUUUCGCUCGGUUUGCGCAAACCGCUCAUUUAUUAAGUCAAGCGUUAUAUACUGUCGCAAAGGAACCUGAUACUGAAACCACUCAAUUACGGCGCACUCUUAUGGCACUCGUCAACCUCUCAUUUAUGGAGGGCACAAUGAGACACGGCAUACUUCUACUGGACUAUCCUGGCGUAUUGCUAGACGGAAAAAAUCCCAUUAUGGAGCCUCUGUCGGUAGAAGCUGAAUCUUCUCUCAACGCCGCAAUAGAGUGGAUAUCAAACUUCCUGACAGAAAUGGGUGGACAAAAAUGCGAACGAGUAUCUCCUUUCUUAUUACAUUUUCUUUAUAAAGCAACUUGCGUUUAUGCAAAGCUGCAACGCUCGACAUCGCAAAAAUCCGUCAGCGAGAGAAUAUCCAUAUUGAAGAAUACCUUGCGUCUUCUUAACCAUCGAUGGCUAGCAGCUGGUGCAUAUAUGUCACUUCUUGAAAAGCAGGAGAUAAUGCUUUUGGUACAAAACAGCUAA